Messenger RNA from Penaeus monodon (black tiger shrimp), 1779 nucleotides. RefSeq names its product protein anon-73B1-like. NCBI's taxonomy places the organism in Eukaryota, Metazoa, Arthropoda, Malacostraca, Decapoda, Penaeidae. The record is from RefSeq and is a predicted model, not a curated record. The coding region runs from base 49 to 300 and encodes 83 amino acids. Gene Ontology annotation, cellular component: membrane. The transcript has 2 exons.
CAACCCGAGCGAAGUUUCCUUCCGGAGGCCACCGCCACGAGAAACAAAAUGGCGAUCGAUCCUUCUCUCGCCGAAACCGACAUUUUCGACGAAUUUUUGAAAUAUGGACUGUUUUUGGGCGCCAUUUUCCAGCUGGUGUGCAUAGGGGCUGUUAUAUUUGUGCCGAGUAGGGAUGACAAGAGGGACGGAGACUCUAGUGACGACGACGGCUCUGAUCACGGCUCCCCGCACACGUCCCCCCCCCACCGCGGCCAAAACCAGCACCAUCGACGCAAGCAUGACAAGAAGAAGAGACGGUGAAUUCAGCAAGACAGGCUUCGGGAGGGAUAACUCAUGUUGACGGAAUAGUGUGUUCUUUUGGACUCUUAUGGAAUUUGGAAUGGUUUGUGAUUUUUUUUUUGGGGGGGGGGGAGUGGAGGGGAGUAGUUGCUGUGCUGGGAAUGGGUCGCAAUUUUGGAAUUCGGAUGUGUUGUGAAAAAAUGUGUUUUAUCCAGAUAAAGUGCUUGCUUGGUGAGCGGAAGGAAAUGAUUGAAGAACGAAGUUCAAGAUUUAAAGGCAGCUAUUGAAAAUUACCUGAGUCAGUGAGCACAAGAAGAAUUGUAUGCUCGUACAGACAGUGAAAAGAAUAUAUUAUUUGAAAAUUGAUUAGAAGAGCAUGUGAAGACUUAUAUUGAUAGAAUCAUCUACUUCAUGAUUGUCAAGAGAGAAAAGAGGGCAUUUUUUAAUUUUUUCCUUUUACUUUUUUCUUUAUAAGUCAUGUAUUAUAUACAAAAUACAUUCCGUAAACUGUAGGUCACAUUUUAUGAUAAAUUAUUUUGCAUCUAUUUUCCUCAAUGGCCUGUGAUCAUACUAGCAUCCAAUAGCAUUCUUAGAAAAAUGCAUUGAAUUUAUACAAUUCCUCCAUAAAGUUAGGUGUCGUUCAGUACUGAACAUAGUACUCGAAAACAGAGUUUAUUUUAGGAAGUCUUGGGGCAAAAGGCUUCCAAGAGACGUCUGGCAUUGCAUUUUUAUAUGCAAGUGAAAUACUCUUGUGCUGCAUUUUCCAAAAAUGCAGUGUAGUAGAAUUAGUAUUUUUUUCUGUCUAACAGUUAUUCUUAAGUUUUUUUUUUUUUUUUUUUUAUAGAGUAGCAGGCCUACUUAAUAUGAUGCUGCAAAGAGCCCCUACAUGACGAAGCUUUUGUAAGAUUUUACACCUGAGAACCUCCCAUUCAAGGGUAUGGCAGUGCUAUGGCAGUGCUUUUGCAGUGCUUUUGCGGGAAAUAGGUUUUGGUAUGUGAGAGACUGCUCAUUGUAACAUCAGUCAUGGUCUACUUUUAGGAUCCCAUUUGUUCACCUCUUCACACAGGACAAGUACAGACCCACUGUGGCAUUGCAUCUGUAUUGCCUUUGUAGGAUUAAUCUUAUUUUACUGUGAUUUCAGAUCUGAAUAAACAUGUCUUUAUGUUAAAUGUUAGCUUUUUUUUUUAAUCAUAUAUAUUUUUUAUAGUUUGGUUGCUAGUAUGUGUGUAUAUGUUAUAACUUAACAUGUGGUGAGAUUGAAAAUGAAACCUAGAAUUUCUUAUUGGCUUUGUAACUUUUUGUUGAUCUGAAUUACAUGUCCGAUCUUGAAGUUUAUCCAAAUAUAAGAGAAUUCAAUCUUGUUGGCAGGUUCAGUGCAGUUUCUGUCUUUGCUGGAAAAUGUAGUGGUUAGAAUUUUUUUUUUUUUGUAACAUUCCAAACAGCUGUGCAAUACUACUUGAAUGUCUUUUUGCAUUUUUUAAAUAAAAUGAACCAAUCGCA